Molecule: messenger RNA, 809 nt
Organism: Owenia fusiformis
Lineage: Eukaryota; Metazoa; Annelida; Polychaeta; Sabellida; Oweniidae
Source: the annotation of a GenBank genome assembly
UCACAUAUACGAGGAGGUUGCGAGUAACUCAGAGCAGCUUUGGAAGGCGACUAGAUACCAUCUUGUGAUAGAAUACAGAGACAAACCAGUGUUUGCCCCUCCUUUGAUCGUCCUAGCAUUGUUUUGGCGGAUGGUUGUUAACAUAUGUAAUUGGGCGCAUGCGUUCAAAGAGAAAUCCCAAGAAGGACACACAGACAGUGAUAUAUUGAAGCAAUUUGAGGCUGAUUGUUUGUCCAACUACAUCAAACGCCACAGAGAUGAGGGCGAGCAAAAAACUGAUCAGAUGCUUAAAACUAUAUUAGACCUGCAACGAACCAUAGAAACAGAGCGUCGGGAACGCGCUGAAGAAGAAAAGCAACGUUACCAACGUGAAUUGCUGCUCCAGGAAAAAUCACCACCGCCAAACAGUGCAAACGUGAAAUCAAAGUCUAAGCCUCAGCUCAAAAAUUCAAACACGAUCGCCAACAAAGACCCUGACCCUCAGCUUCCUAAAGGACCUGGCAAAAACAGUGAUCGUGAUGAACAAAUAACAACUGGGAUUGUAGGGAAUCAGAUCUCUUGCAAUAUAAAUCCCCCGCUUACAUUGGUUGAUAACGCAGGCAAGAUGUCUAGCGGUGACGACACAGAUACAGAUGACGAUGACAACACUUCUCCGAAAAAGAGUCUAAUUUAGUCAAGCUGGCCUAAUUACCACGGUGGUCCAACUAUACAGGAAAACAAUCAUUAAUUUGAGUUUUAGACCUACCAGACGUUUGAAAAUCAAGGAUUGUGAGUAUCAUAGUGCCCUGUUUUUCUUCCAUUCAAAGCAA